Messenger RNA from Sycon ciliatum, 4470 nucleotides. RefSeq names its product importin-5-like. The transcript has a single exon. NCBI's taxonomy places the organism in Eukaryota, Metazoa, Porifera, Calcarea, Leucosolenida, Sycettidae. Gene Ontology annotation, biological process: protein import into nucleus. Gene Ontology annotation, cellular component: cytoplasm; nucleus. The coding region runs from base 180 to 3488 and encodes 1102 amino acids. Gene Ontology annotation, molecular function: nuclear import signal receptor activity. The record is from RefSeq and is a predicted model, not a curated record.
UCGUUGGGAGGGCUUCAAACAACUCACUUCUUCUUGUUCCAACAUUUUCGUCGAAAUUUAUUUCACGGUGAAUGAAGGAUGUUUUACAAUAAUUGUAGUCUGGCUUAGAUUCACUUGCUUGGUUUGUUGACGGACGUGUAGCUGGCUUGCCAUUGUCGGCGAGUCCAAUUAUUUAGAGGAUGGCAGUCGAAGCUGAUGCAUUUGUUGGCUUAUUACAGCAACUUUUAUCCGAGAACAACGAUGCCAGGAACGCUGCAGAAAAAUCUUACCAAAGUUUGUCUAUGAGCGUGCGUGUUCCUGCUCUUCUGAAUGCAGUUGGAAGCCCCGCAUUGGCCGCUGAUGAAGGAACUGUCAUCAGGACACUGGCUGCAGUUCUUCUCAGAAGAGUUUUUGUUAACGAGUACUCCAGCUUUGAGAAAGAAGCGAGUGUAGAAUUAUUUACUCAAGCGAAGAGUAUACUUCUUCAGUUGAUCGAACGUGAAACACAGCCUCUUGUCAGGCGAAGAAUAUGUGAUGCUGUGGCUGAAUUUGCACGGUGUCAGCAAGAUGACAGUGGCAAUAAUCUGUGGCCUGAGGUGCUCAGUUCCCUAUUUCAAUUCGGUAGGUCAGAGCGUGGCGAGCUCAGGGAAGCAGCUCUUCACAUCAUUGCUUCGACGCCGACAGUAUUUGGAGAGCAGCGUAAUCACUAUAUGUCAGUUAUCAAGAGCUUACUUGUAGAAUGUAUGAGCGAUCCACAUACCCCUGUGUCUUAUGCAGCAUGCAAGGCCACAGCUGCUUUUCUGGGUUCGCUGCGUAACGAUGCUGGCCGAAAUGGAUUUGUGGACAUGAUCCCUGGCAUGGUGCAAGUAACAGCGAAAAGUGUCAGUGAUGACUCAGUCGAUGAUAGCCUUCUGCAGUCGUUCUUAGAUUUCUGUCAACGGCAACCAAAGAUGCUGCGCGGAUGUCUUGAGCAAAUUGUUAUUCUCAGCUUGAAAAUUGCUGGCACAGCAGACCUGGAAGACAAAGUGCGGCAAUUAGGACUGGAGAUUGUCGUUACGCUCGCUGAAGAAGCUCCGGCCAUGAUUCGUAAGCGGGCUGGAAAUUACCUGCAGAACAUUGUUCAACAAAUACUCUCUUUCAUGGUAGAUGUUGAAGAUGAUGACAAUUGGGCCGACCAGGAUACACCAGAUCAAGGAGAUGAGACCACCAACUCUGUAUAUGGCGAAGCAGCAUUGGACCGCUUGGCAAUGUCCUUAGGUGGCAAAUGUAUCCUGCCAUUGGUUAUGGUUGCGCUGGGACCAAUGCUUGCCAGUCCAAAGUGGGAGCACAGAUACGGUGCACUGCUGGCUGUUUCGGCAAUGGCGGAGGGUUGUCACAAGCAGAUGCUUCCCCAUUUGCAAGAGAUCUUAACCCGCGCGCUGCCGUUUCUUCAAGACAGUCAUCCUCGUGUUCGCUUCAGUGCUUGCAAUGCUAUUGGCCAGAUGGGCAUUGACCUUGCCCAGGAUAUUCAACGCAAGUACCAUUCCACUAUCAUCCCAGCCAUCCUCAUGGUCAUUGAGUCACCACAAACAGCGCGAGUCCAGGAACAUGCCUUCUCUGCCCUGAUCAAUUUCGUGUCGUACCUUCCGCAGAAUCUCCUCAUCCCAUACCUCAGUCCGAUAUGCAUUAAAGUAGAGGAGUUGUUUGGACGGGCACUGGAUGAUCUGGUUGCGCGUGGUCGUACUAUGGUUCUACAGGCCAUCAUUCUGCUUAUCACCACGCUUGCUGAUGUAGCGGACAAGCACUUUGAGCCCCAUUACGACCGCUUCAUGCCACGUCUCAAGUUCUUGCUUGAGAACGCAGUUUCCGAUGAGCUGAGAACCCUGCGAGGUAAAGCAAUUGAGUGCAUUACGACUAUUGGUGCGGCUGCACCAGAGAAGCUCCGACCCGACGUUGAGCCGAUCAUGGUCCUGUUAGUGCGUAUACUGAAGGAAAGCAACAGUGGAGAGAUGGAUCCCAGUGACCCCCAAAUCUCCUACAUGAUUUCAGCUUGGCCGAGAAUGGCAAGCAUUCUGCAGCACGAUUUUGUCCCAUACCUUGGACUGGUUCUGCCGAUGACGAUAGCAGCAGCGGAGCUGCAGCCGGAAGUCGUUAUUGUGGAGAGUGAAGAGGCCAAGGCUCAAUUCGAUGAGAAAGAUGGCUGGCAGUUCAUGACUCUGACUGAUCAACAGCGAUUUGGAUUGAAGACGGCUGGUCUGCAAGAGAAAGCAACAGCUGUCGACACCAUCACGUCUUUUGUACGGGAGCUGGGUGUUGGUUUUGCUGACCACGCUCCUCAAAUUGCCAAUGUAAUGUGCCCACUGCUGAAGUUCUACUUUGACGAGAGUGUGCGCCAAUCAGCUGCUGAGUGUCUGCCGCUACUGUUGAGCAGCGUAAAGCCUCAUGGCGAUGAAGCAAUGCAGUCAAUCUGGAUCAUCUUUCGAGAAGAGCUGUUCAGUGCAUGUGCACAUGAGCCUGAUCGCCAAGUUCUCUCCGCCAUGCUAUGCUCGCUCAGCGACUGCGUAGAUGUUCUGGGCUCAGUGGGAUUCAAUACCGAGGUUGUCUCAGUGCUUAUGGGGAUCAUCCUUGCUCGUGUAACUGAGCAUUUCAGCCGGCAUGAGGAGCGCCUUGCGCAGAAGCAAGAGGAAGAUCACGAUGAGGACGCCGACGAAGAUUUGGAAAUGGAGAGGGAGUCUGAUGAGCAAGUUCUGGGCAAAAUUACGGAUGUGCUGCAUGCGCUUUUUGCUGUCCACCGUGCCAGCUUGCUGCCGUUCUUCGACUCUCUUGUGCCUUUCUUCACACGGAUGCUAGAACAAGGUCGCACUUAUGAAGAGCACCAGUGGGCGUUGUGUGUAUUUGACGACGUCAUUGAAUUUGGUGGUCGUGAGUCGGUUCGCUACCAGCAAUUCUUCCUGGAGCCAAUGAUCGCAUUCAUUCUGGACGCAUCGAGUGAGGUACGUCAAGCAGCCGCUUACGGCGUCGGCAUCAUGGCUCUCCAUGGUGGUGAGGCAUACUACAAGGCUUGUGUCUCUGCUUUACCACGCCUAGCCGAAGCCUGUAGUAUGGAAGUGGAUCCAAGUGACUAUAUGUCAUGCUGCGCCAAUGAGAAUUGCAUCUCAGCCGUCGCCAAGAUUUGCCGCACUCUACCAGAAGGUGUACUCAACCUUGGCGACAUUCUACCACAUUGGUUAUCAUGGCUGCCUAUCAUCAACGAAGAAGAGGAAGCACCAUUUGUGUACGAGUACCUCUGCGAGCUUAUUAUGCAGAAUAAUGUGUACAUCCUGGGGGAGGAGCAUGUUAAUCUACCGCGUAUCGUCCGUGUCUUUGCCAGAGCCCUGGGCAGUGAGGUACUGGCCGAUGCACCGGCAAUUGUGGAGCAGAUGAUCACGAUCUUGAAGCAGGUACGCAGUUCGCCUGAUACUUGGCAAGCUAUCCUUGGUUUGUUGCCAGAAGAUGAGAGAGCUGUUGUGGAAAAGCUGUGCACAGCAUAAGUUGCAGUUUGCCUGCAUCUGGAUGCUUUUCUUUACCAUUUUAGGUCACCUCCCUGGUGACAGGGCUGUGCAAUUGCAGCCUUGUUGAUGUGUUUAUUUAUCAUAAUAGCAAUGACUUUUGGCAGCAUUGAGAGACCCGAACAGAUGCCUGCAUGAAACAUACUGGACUUGGUCCUCGGCAUGAAAUAUUAGUACUACAGCUUUGCUGUUCUAGUCUAGAGCAUGAAAUUUUCCCUUUCCCUUCUUUCUACUCACACCAUCCUUUCACUCUCAUUUCCUGAAGGAAGAAGAAGCUGUGCUAUCUGCGCAGUCCGUCCCUAUUGAGAUUCAUUCAUCUUUAGUUUAGAUUUUAUUCUUGCUUUCAACUAUCUGCAGCCCGUUUGGCGACGCAGGCAUAUUGAUGCAGCUUUGCUGAUAGUUGACUUUUUGAUUGGCUCGAUCUAGUCCUACAACUUUUCUACUGCUAUAGUUUUCUGUGCUGUGGCCACGGUAAUGUGUUGCUUUCACUUGAGGCGUGCAUUAGUAUCAUCGGGUCUCCUGUGUUCUAACACCUGUUCUGCCUUUUCUUUUUUUAUCUUAUUCUUGGCUCGAUGUAACUAUGCUAUCUGUUCUUUUGCUCUUGCCUCUACUGAUGAAUCUAGAACAAAGUCUUGUACAUACUUGCAUUACUUCUGAUGGUACAGCUCUUUGUCUUAUCUUUUGUUUUUAACAGUCUUGUGCUUCAACCUAUAGGCUAUACUGCCACUGUAUGUAGAUUUUUUUUGUACAAAGCUAACACUCUGCGGGUCUGUCUCGUUUGCCAAUCUCUAUCACAGUUUUUCUUGCAUAGUUAUAUUGGCCUGCAUUAUGCCAAGGCAGUACGAGUUGCACCGCAGCAGAUGUUGCAUGAACAUCUGCAUCUCCACCUAUCCUUGUGCAUACCAGUUGUUUUCCGUAAUGAUGUUUGGAUCUCCCAAUUACGGGGGACUACAUUGUAAGCGUA